CGCGGAUGUUGGUUCUCUCCAACAACCACACACCGUCCACGAUGCUGAAACGACAGGCCCGACAACGGCGAGACUAUCUGUACCGUCGCGCUCUCACGCUUCGAGACGCCGAGAUUGCGGAGAAGCGGGCAAAGCUGAAACAAUCCCUGGCGAGUGGGAAGCCUCUCGAUCCGUCCAUUGCCAACGACAAGACCUUGCGCCAGGACUACAAGUACGAUGAGAGUCGCGCCGAGCGCACGACAGAGGAAGAGCUGGAUCUGGACGACGAAUACUCCUACCUGUCUGGAGUGGUAGACCCUCGCGUGCUGGUGACCACCUCGCGCGACCCCAGUUCCCGCCUGGGCUCUUUUGCCAAAGAAAUCCGCCUUCUCCUCCCCACCGCCAUCCGACUCAAUCGCGGCAACCUCGUCCUGCCCAACCUCGUGCACAGUGCCAAAAGCAGCGGUCUGACAGACGUCAUCCUCCUGCACGAACACCGCGGCACUCCCACCGCCCUCACCAUCUCUCAUCUUCCCCACGGGCCAACGGCUUCCUUCAGCCUUCACAACGUACUCCUCCGUCACGACAUUCCCAACGCAUCCCGCGGCACCGUCUCCGAAUCUUACCCUCACCUCAUCUUCGACGGUUUCACCACCCCACUCGGCAAGCGAGUGGUCAAGAUUCUCCAACAUCUCUUCCCCCCACGCGAGGGCGUCGCAACGAAGCUGGGCAGCAGAGUGGUGACUUUCAAAAACAUUCAAGACAGUGUCGAGGUGCGGCAUCACGUCUUCGUUAAGACGAGCCAUCAAAGCGUGGAACUAGCGGAAGUGGGACCGCGCAUGACCAUUCGGUUGUUUGAGAUUCGACAAGGCACCGCCGAUAAAAAGGACGGCGACGUGGAAUGGCAUAUGAAUCAGUACACCCGGACCAGCAAAAAGCGAGACUACCUUUGAUGCGUUGCGAUAGGCCUUUACAGAUGACAUGAUACCCACUUGACGAAUCAACGCGAGCGUGUACAAGCUAUACGUAUAUAUAAAGCAGUCGUUCAUAUUACACGUAAAAUC
Neohortaea acidophila is the source of this 1043-nucleotide messenger RNA. RefSeq names its product anticodon-binding protein. Gene Ontology annotation, cellular component: nucleolus; Mpp10 complex; small-subunit processome. Gene Ontology annotation, biological process: rRNA processing. Gene Ontology annotation, molecular function: snoRNA binding; rRNA primary transcript binding. The record is from RefSeq and is a predicted model, not a curated record. The transcript has a single exon. Lineage: Eukaryota; Fungi; Ascomycota; Dothideomycetes; Mycosphaerellales; Teratosphaeriaceae. The coding region runs from base 6 to 932 and encodes 308 amino acids.